UCCUCUUCUCACUCACUCACUCACUCGCUCUUCUUCACAUUUUCCGAAAAAACCCUAAAUCCCGCUCCUUCCUCCGUCUCGAAAUCUCGAAUCCUUUUCAAUCUCUCUAUUCAAUCUCGCUUCCUUCUUGCGAAAAUGCGUGAGAUCCUUCACAUCCAAGGUGGUCAAUGCGGUAACCAGAUCGGUGCCAAGUUCUGGGAAGUGGUUUGCGCCGAACACGGCAUAGAUCCAACCGGUAGGUACACCGGAGACUCAGAUCUACAACUUGAGCGCAUCAAUGUUUACUACAACGAAGCUAGUUGCGGUAGAUUCGUUCCUCGUGCCGUGCUUAUGGAUUUGGAGCCUGGUACCAUGGAUAGUCUCAGAUCUGGACCGUAUGGUCAAACCUUCCGUCCUGAUAACUUCGUUUUCGGUCAGUCUGGUGCUGGUAACAACUGGGCUAAGGGACAUUACACUGAAGGAGCUGAGCUAAUUGAUUCGGUACUCGAUGUUGUUCGUAAGGAAGCUGAGAACUGUGACUGCUUGCAAGGGUUUCAGGUUUGUCAUUCGUUGGGAGGAGGAACUGGAUCUGGUAUGGGAACACUUUUGAUUUCCAAGAUCCGUGAAGAGUACCCAGAUCGAAUGAUGCUUACUUUCUCAGUGUUCCCUUCGCCUAAGGUUUCUGACACUGUUGUUGAGCCUUACAACGCUACUUUGUCUGUUCAUCAGCUUGUUGAGAAUGCAGAUGAGUGCAUGGUUCUUGACAAUGAGGCCUUGUACGAUAUUUGCUUCAGGACUUUGAAACUCACAACCCCUAGCUUUGGUGACUUGAACCAUUUGAUCUCUGCUACAAUGUCUGGUGUCACAUGCUGUUUGAGAUUCCCUGGUCAGCUCAACUCUGACCUCCGUAAGCUUGCUGUGAAUCUUAUCCCAUUCCCUCGUCUUCACUUCUUCAUGGUGGGUUUUGCUCCUCUCACCUCAAGAGGGUCUCAGCAGUACCGUUCCCUCACAGUCCCUGAGCUCACCCAGCAAAUGUGGGAUUCCAAGAACAUGAUGUGUGCUGCUGACCCAAGACACGGACGCUACCUCACAGCCUCUGCCAUGUUCCGUGGCAAGAUGAGCACAAAAGAAGUUGACGAGCAGAUGCUGAACGUGCAGAACAAGAACUCUUCCUACUUUGUUGAGUGGAUCCCCAACAAUGUCAAAUCAACAGUCUGUGACAUCCCACCUACUGGUCUAAAGAUGGCUUCCACUUUCAUUGGCAACUCAACAUCGAUUCAAGAGAUGUUCAGGCGUGUGAGUGAGCAGUUCACAGCUAUGUUCAGGAGGAAGGCUUUCUUGCAUUGGUACACAGGUGAAGGAAUGGAUGAGAUGGAGUUCACAGAAGCUGAGAGCAACAUGAACGACCUUGUUUCAGAGUACCAGCAAUACCAAGACGCAACUGCAGAUGAAGAAGGCGAGUACGAGGAUGAGGAAGAAGGAGAAUACCAACAGGAGGAGGAGUACUGAGUAAGUGCUACCCCCUUUAACCAAACCAAUUUAGUCAUUUGCUUAUCUUUUUUUUUUCUUAGUUCUUUUAAAAAUGAAAACCUCAACUACCAGUUGCAGGUUUUCAGUGCUUGUAUUGACAACUCUGUAUCCUUUUAGUCUUAUGGUGUGUUGUUUGUGUACUUUUUGUUCUUAACUUUGGUUCGGUCUUCCUAUUUUCCUCUUUCGUUUGAAUCUUCUAUUAAUCAAUGUCUAGCCAUGUUUGUUUGUUUUA
Camelina sativa (false flax) is the source of this 1741-nucleotide messenger RNA. RefSeq names its product tubulin beta-2 chain. Gene Ontology annotation, cellular component: microtubule. Gene Ontology annotation, biological process: microtubule-based process. The record is from RefSeq and is a predicted model, not a curated record. NCBI's taxonomy places the organism in Eukaryota, Viridiplantae, Streptophyta, Magnoliopsida, Brassicales, Brassicaceae. Gene Ontology annotation, molecular function: GTPase activity; GTP binding; structural constituent of cytoskeleton.